This is a messenger RNA of Dentiscutata erythropus, 1731 nucleotides long. The record is from the annotation of a GenBank genome assembly. Lineage: Eukaryota; Fungi; Glomeromycota; Glomeromycetes; Diversisporales; Gigasporaceae.
AUGCAAAGUAACGAUUUUAUCGAGAACGAUGCAUUCAAGGUUAUUUUAAAUGAUAGAGAAGACUGGAAGUGGCCGUGCUUUGAUGAAUAUCGCUCUCGUAACGGAUUAGAACGCAGAGUAAGGAUCGAAAGCAUUAAUAUCGAUCCCUUUGUAGUCGUUUAUCCACGUGAUGGUUACCCAUAUGUUGAACUGAGCUCCCAAAAAUUGAUAAAAAUUUUGAGAGAUAUUCUUCCUAGUAAUAAGAUCCUUGUUAAUAAUGAUAACCAAAACGAAAGCGUGACUGAUUUAGAGAGUAAUAUCCACCUGAAACGCUUAAUAAGAUUUCUUGAACAUGAAUAUAAAAAAACAAUAAAAAAUCGUGAAAAAAUGAUUACUAAUAAAAUUGUUUCAUAUGAUAUGUUAUGGGUAUUUUAUACUGAAAAUUUGGACGUAUGGUAUCGGUGUAAUAUAUCUGGUCAGCAGGUUGGAGGUGUCAUUGUCUCAGCACAAGACAACGGAAUAAGUUUCUUGAUAAAAAUUAAAGUAAUCGAAUAUGACGGCGUUGGAUAUAAAUUUUGCCAUAUAAAUCGUGAAAUUGAUUACUUCAAGGGUGAAGUUAGUUUCUCGGAUUUGCCUGUUGUCCCAUCUGAACUUUCUACGGCUCAAGACUUCCUCAAGGAGAAUAUAAUUGCAAAUGGAAAACAAUUCUUUAGGCUUGCUUCAGGACACCACUUAAUGAAUUAUGAGGGUCCGCUAUUACGUGAGCGAUAUAUGCGGAUAGAAAAGGUUAAAUCUGAUGGUCGUGUCAUGAUAGAUCUCCAAAGUUUUGCGACCAUGAAUCCUGAGUAUCAAAUGGGCUUUGCAAAACCACCAAACAAGUGUGAUGUUAAAAUGCUCAAAGAGAAAAAUACUUAUAUCCAAACGAAUGAUCUUCAUAAGGAUUCUAAUUAUUUUCUCGCACCCGCUGUUGUAUAUGGCUUUGGUUUUUCGGUAAAAGAAUGGGGACUUUUCGAGGUCUCUAAAUUUUCGGAUGUUAUUUUUGAUACUGAUGCCCUCGAUCAAGUUGUAAUGCCCCAAAAUAAAAAAAAUAUGCUUGAAGGAUUAGUGAGUCAGUAUGGUAAUCCAAUCAGAAAGACUAAUGGUGAUGCUACAAAUCCGUUUGAGAAAUCAUUAGACCCUAUUACGAAUAAAGGUAAUGGCUGUAUUUUCCUAUGCUAUGGACCUCCUGGUACCGGAAAAACAUUGACGGCUCAGAGCGUGGCUGAACAUCUAAGAAUGCCAUUAUGGGUGCUUACUGUACGCGAACUCGGGUCAACUCCUGAAACAUUAGAAGCAGAAUUAGUUAAAGUUCUAGAUAUAGCUUAUACAUGGAAUGCUGUCCUUUUACUUGAUGAAGCUGAUAUUUACCUUGAAAGACGUAGUACAAUUGAUUUAACUCGUAAUACAAUGGUUGGAAUAUUUUUGCGCUUGCUGGAAUACUAUCAAGUAAACAUGUUCUUCCAUUAUCCAAAACUUGGACCGACUGAGAGACUUCAAAUAUGGACAAACUUCAUUGAACGUGCCAGUUUGCCUCUCAAAGCUAGUGACUUUGUUAAUUAUGAAUUGAAUGGUCGUGAGAUUCGCAAUGUUCUUCAUGCCGCUCGAUUGUUGGCUAAGAAUAAGGGCGAAAAUUUGAGUGCUGACAUUGUAUUUGAUGUUAUUAAAAUUAUUCAAGAAUUUCGCCAAGUAACGGAUGGAAUGGACUGUGACUAA